CUUCCUAGAUGAGAGAUAGAAAAAAAUGCCAACAAAUAAUAGCAAAUAGCAUGCAAUAAGCAAAUACAGCUUAACUGCAAGAGAAAAGUGAGGGCAGAAUGUGUUUUGUAUUGGGCUGGGCUACAGGUUAAAGUGGGCUAAGGCUCAUGCUAGCUGCAAACCUAAGAGCAAUGGCAGGAUUACUAACAGGUGAAAGAAGACGUGAAGAAGUUUCCAUAGUGCCGGGGCUGAUUUCCUGGGCUAAGAAACUGAAGAUCGGUUCCAGAGCAUUUCUGAGAUCCCCAGAAUCCUCAAGUUAUCUCAGUGCUUCUAGAGUUCAGCACAGCAGAUGUGAAAGGCUCAGUGCGUUGUUGGUGCCUCUCUCUGGAACCAGAGACCUGAAAGGCCCACGGUUUACCUGGCAAAACUAAAGACAGGGCCAGCGAUCACACUGUGAUUAAAUGGCAUCAGAAGUCACCUACGCUGAGGUGAAGUUCAAGAAUGUAUCACCAGCUGCAGUGGUCAAAGUACCUCUUGAUGUGAAGAAGCGUGAGUCCCAUCCCCAGAAAUACCCGCUAUGGCUCCCAUGGCUGACCUCACUGCUGCUCCUCUUGGUGUGCAUUGCCCUUGUUGUUGUUCUCUUUGCCGCUCCCUUCUUCCGUAGAGGUGUCCAGCCCAGAGCCCUACAACAGAAUUUCACGGAGUGGCUGUGUGUCUCAGAGGUGCCACGAGGCAAAGAGGGAGGCUUGACGUGCUGCCCCAAGGGCUGGAAGCGCUUUCAAGGAAGCUGCUAUUACCUGUCCACUGGUGCGAUGUCCUGGGAUGACAGUAAGCAGAACUGCACUGGGAUGGGCUCCCACCUGGUGGUGAUCAACAGCGAAGCCGAGCAGGAUUUCCUCUCUAGUGAGCUAAGACAAAUUUCAAGAACAGAGAAUUACUACAUCGGCCUGAGCGCACAGGAGGUGGGCCAGUGGCGCUGGGUGGACCAGACUCCAUUUAAUGUGACGGCAGCGUUCUGGAGGAAAGAUGAACCCAGUAACAAGGAUGAUCAGAAGUGCGUUGUAAUGCAUAAGUUUUCACCACCACCUAACAACUGGAACGAUGUCAAAUGUGAGCGUCAUCAUCGAAUUUGUGAAGCUGCAGCAGUAACUGUGUGAUGGGGAUACCUUCAUCCUGACAAAAACUGAGACGUGAGCAGUGAGCUGGGAACAGCGCAGAGCUGUGCUGGUGGGAGGGGUGGGGGGCCCUGAAGCCUGCAUCUUCCAUGUGCUGGGUGGGACAAUGUGAGUGGAGAUGAUAUUACCCUGUGUCCAGCAUCCCCAGUGCACAUAAUGGCUCAGGGAACACAGGAAGUCUCAGAGUUAUCAAAGCAGGUCCUGGGCUCUUGUGUCCUCUUCUCUCUGAGUGGGUCUAGAGCCACCGGCUGAAAAGAGGUUGAGUUCUCCAGGAAGAAGACAGAUGUUCAGAGCUGCAAUCUCCUUUGUCUUCUUGAGCAGAGGUGCCUACUUUUUGUUGAGUCACGCAGAGCAUGUCCUCUAGUUGCACUGGUUUUGCUGAACAAAUACUGAAUUCUUACACAAGAGAAAAUACAAUAUUAGGCCAAUGAAAGGCUCUGUGCUGUGUGUGUAUCUCACUUUCUCUUUCCCUCUCUAAGUUGCAGGUGUUUUCUAUAAUCAUAGAAUGGUUUGCGUCAGAAGGGACCUUAAAGAUCACCUAGUUCCAGCCCGCUGCCCUCUCCAGCUUUCUUGUGGACCCCCGUUAGGUACUGGCAGGCUGCUAUAAGGUCUCCCCAGAGCCUUCUCUGCUCCAGCCUGAACAACCCCAACCUGUCUUCAUAGGAGAGGUGCCCCAGCCCUCUGACCAUCCUUAUGCUUGCUCCCAGGGGAAGAUGAAUACACACCCCAUUCCCCAGCCACCUCCCUAUAUGCAUUAUGGGGACGUUUUCUCCUCCCACAGUAUAUAGGGGUUUUGUUUGGGCAGGACCGGAUCAAAAGAUGUUGCUGUGCCAGGAUACAACCUUACGAAACCACUGCAGUAGAAGUUGCAUCCAGCCAGGGAGAGUAAACCCCUCAGAGACAGAUGUUCCACUGUGCACAGCCAGAGCUCCAGAAAGGACUGGGCACAGGAAGCCAGUUCUAGGGAUAUUAUGAGUAUUUGUUUCCAUAACUGACAGUCUCGCCCCAGAGAGUGACAGGAUCUUGUGCCAGGAGUCUGAUCAAGAUCAGGCCAUGCUUGACCAAGUAUGAGGAUCUGUCCCCAGCAGCAAAAAUGACUGAGGCCUUUGGUGCCACCUCAAGGAAGAAGUCUCCUUCCCAAUUCAGAGCACAUCACAGACUCACCUGAUAGGUUUUGGCCUCCCAGGAAGGCUGUUCUGAGAGGUCUCUGUAAGGACACAUCUGCUCAGGCCAGACCAGGCCGUAGAAGAGGCAGGAGGGGGCAGGGCUGCUGUGCCACAAGAGGUCCCUUCCAGGAGUGCGUUACCUAUUGAAUUGCCUUCAUGUCCUGCUGCAGACCAUAUGUCACCAUGGAUCUCACCUUUCCUCCACCCGUUCCCACUUCCUGGCCACUGCACCCCCACUUCUGCUUGCUGUAGGAAACAUCAUCUGCCUAAACUUUCCCAACCAAACAGUGCCAGCUCCCCACAGGGCACUGAUGUGCAUCUUCCGGCUGUGUGAUUCUGUCCUAGGGAUGAAAGUGAAGCCUCUCUCUGUGUCUCAGCGAAAGGGGGGAAUUGUACUGGAGGCAAGGUGACCAGGAGAUUUGGCUUCCUAAGCCAACGGGAGUAGUUCUGUGAAGGGCAGUAGGUGGUGGCAGGAGCUGCUGAUUCCCAUAGCCCAGCAGAGGCAAUGCUGCUGCAGCUCCAUGCCCCCACCUCCAGACAGUAGUGAGACUGAGCGUGUAUGUACAGUGGGUAUCUGUACAGAUACAUAUGGAAGACAAAGGAUGUAUACAUAUAAGCAAGGUCCACACAGACAGAAAGCACUGACACAAACACAAACAGCACAAGCAGCCUGAUCCUGUUCCCCUCCCUGCCUGCCAGCAGGAUGAAAACCUGCUAGCAGAAAAAUUCAAUACUAACACGUAUAUAAUAUGGACUUCUCCAGCAGUAAGGUUUAGUCAUUCAGUCUAUCCAUAGCUGGUCCCUGCAUCCCCUGGUCUUCCCUAUACUCAGCCAUACGGCAGGCACAAAGAGAAGAAGGUCCCUCCAGUAGCUGGUCAAGAUUUCUGGUCUUCCUCAUAGGUGCCUCUCAGAUCCCCUGGUCUGCCUGGAAGGUGGCUUGGACACCUGGGCCCCUGCUCCCUUUUCAGUGAUGAGGUUCCUGGGAUUCAUAACUGUCUGAUGUUCAACCACAUCAUCUAGCAAGUGAGAAGGGUCUGGAGUCCUUUUUCUGAAACUGGCCACCCCCACUGGCUGAUGGGGCUAUUUCCAGUGAUGUAGUACUGACACUUGUGGGGACUUGACUUAAUUCCACAGGAUAGUAUCAGUAACGCAAGCCAACACGAAGCAGUGUCACAGCCAGCUGUUAGAAAGCAGGCAUGAGCAGAGGCUUGUGGUGGUAUCAGAGAGCUGGAGAAGUGGGGUGCUGGAAAUAGCCUCCCUUCCCCUUCUUGGUGUUCUGGUCUUCUCCAGCUUCACAGUGCAGAGGUAUAUCUCACAUAGAACAAAAUCCUUCUCUGCUGCCCCUUGAGUUAAUGUCCUCCAGUGUUCUCUGGUGGGAACACGACCACUGUGCUCUUCACAGCCUCUUCAUGGCUAAGAUGCUUCUCUCCCUCUUCCAAAUGCUUUUUCCCAGGGCCAAGUCUCACCUUUCCUCACAGGCCCCACUUAACAGCCCUCUUUUCACUGUUUCUCUUACCUUCCUCGGACUCCUCUUAUUCCCUUCUGGCUCUGGCUUUUGAGAUGGAGAAAAGUCAGUCUGAAAACAAAGUUUAGAAGAAGCAAGGACAUUUUUAACAGGCAAGAGAGGAGUGGAAAGGAAAUAGCAAUCGACACCUGGUUUGAUAGUUGCCCUGCAAUUUUGCAACCUAGUCUGUAACAGAGCAUCCUCCCUGUUGGAUGCUGUGGGUAGCCUACAUACCUGGAAUUAAGGGGUGCAACACGUACGGACCCACAGCUUCUGUAUGUAUACGUGAUCUUGUGCUCUGCCACUAGCCUGUGGGUUGGCAGACUGUAGGAAGUGACAUGAGUACACACAAACCCUGCACCUCCAGCAGGAAAUGCGUGAGAAUAGGGGAACCCCUGCUCCCAGAAAAGGGGAUGUGUUCUUGCAGCUAGCUUUUCCUGUGGUGGGGAUGGGAGAUGGGAGGUUGCACAAGUAAUCAUGUGAGUGUGGGUGUAUAUGUGGGGCUUAGAGCUUUUGGGGAUUAGUUACCUAAAGAUGUUUAGAAAUCCGUAGAUGUUUAUUAAUAUUUUGUGCCUGGUAUUGUGCUUUAUUUGUUGGAUUGCUGAUACUGGUCCUGAAUAUACAGGUCACAGUUUGUCAGUUUAUUACAUGUCAUGAAUAAAUCGGUAAACUGCUUAGA
This is a messenger RNA of Falco peregrinus (peregrine falcon), 4503 nucleotides long. Its product is annotated as C-type lectin domain family 4 member A. The transcript has 7 exons. The record is from RefSeq and is a predicted model, not a curated record. Bases 441 to 1136 code for a protein of 231 amino acids. NCBI's taxonomy places the organism in Eukaryota, Metazoa, Chordata, Aves, Falconiformes, Falconidae.